Aspergillus terreus NIH2624 is the source of this 1068-nucleotide messenger RNA. Its product is annotated as lipase/thioesterase family protein. The transcript is spliced from 2 exons. The coding region runs from base 1 to 1068 and encodes 355 amino acids. Gene Ontology annotation, molecular function: hydrolase activity. The record is from RefSeq and is a predicted model, not a curated record. NCBI's taxonomy places the organism in Eukaryota, Fungi, Ascomycota, Eurotiomycetes, Eurotiales, Aspergillaceae.
AUGCUCAACACUGCCAUCCCCCUCUCCCUGCGGGAGAAACUCGAUUUCCUGCCCGCCCUGGUCUCCAUCGCCCUCACUGUCGUGUGGGCCAUGUUGUCCGGGCUCUGGCGCUCCAACCGAUACCCCAAGUCGUGGUUGUUGCAUGUGGGAUAUGCUGUGUUUCGCAAGGCGACCACGCGCAUGACCAUUGCGCAGAUGCAGUACAUCAUGGCGCCGAGCAACAAGGUCUACGAUCUGUAUGUGCGCAAGGCCAAGAAGAUAGCCGACACCGUGGACUUGGGGCACGGCGCACUGGGACACUGGAUCGGGGAUCGCAAGGCCGAAAACGUCCUCGUGUGGUAUCACGGCGGCGGCUUCGCCCUCCCCGCAAACCUGGGCUACUUUGACUUCUUCACCCAGCUCAUCGCGGACAGCGCGGCGGCGGGCAAAUCCCUCGCCGUCUUCAGUCUGACCUACACGCUGGCGCCGCACGGCACGUACCCGACGCAACUGCGGCAGGCCGUCGCCGCGCUGCGCUACGUGCUCGAGCAGACCGGCCGGCCCGCGCACCGCGUGCUCCUGGGCGGCGACUCGGCCGGCGGCAACCUCGUCGGCGGCGUGCUCUCGCAUCUGGCGCAUCCGCAUCCCGCCAUCGACCCGGUGCCCGUGUCUGAUCUGCUGGCCGGCGCCGUCAUGAUCGCCCCCUGGACCUCCAUGGAGACCGAGUACGUCGGGCAGGAGAUCGACUCGCGCGGUGAUCUCAUCACGCCGGCGGUGGCAGGGCCCUGGGCGCGCGCGUAUCUGGGGACGGCUAAGCGCGACUACUAUACGGACUUGUCGACUGCGCCGACGGACUGGUUCACGACGUUCCCUGUGAAACGCGUGCUGGUGACGGCGGGCGGGGCGGAGAUCCUGCUGCCGCUGGUGCAGGACUUGGUUGCCAAGUUCCAGGAGGGAUUUCCGGAUGUGGAGCUGUGCGUGGGCGAGCGCGAGGGGCAUGUGGCGCCGAUCUAUAACUUGUAUAUUGGGGAUCGGACGGAGACGCAGCAGGGGAAGCGGGUGAAGAGCUGGCUGCGGGAGACGUUAUAG